Rhopilema esculentum is the source of this 3005-nucleotide messenger RNA. RefSeq names its product Y+L amino acid transporter 2-like. Gene Ontology annotation, molecular function: L-amino acid transmembrane transporter activity. Gene Ontology annotation, biological process: amino acid transmembrane transport. Lineage: Eukaryota; Metazoa; Cnidaria; Scyphozoa; Rhizostomeae; Rhizostomatidae. Gene Ontology annotation, cellular component: membrane. The record is from RefSeq and is a predicted model, not a curated record.
CAAUGAUUUAUUUCCAUUGUCUUUGAAGUGAAGAGACAUCUCCUACUGUUCUAUGCACUGUCUAAGAAAGUAGGAGACUCACAUUGAGAGCAAGGGGCAGUCAAUGCUUUGAAGGCUGUCAUUUUCUGAAACUGAUGCCACUGAGCAGAAACGCAUGCUAAAGUGCUUGUCGCAAGUUAUAUGAUCCAAGCUAGACAUACAGAAUAACAAUACACACUCUACUUGAUUCUGUGCUAACUCUGUACAUUCCGAUCAGACAAGAACAAAUGGAUGUUUUAGAAGUCCGCAGCGACGAGAAAAAUGAUGAAAAUGAGCAUUUACUUAGCGAAACAAACAUCAACAGAGACAAGGAAGCAUUAAAGGGCAAACAGUUAAAAAAGAGCCUUGGUUUCUUGCAUGUAUUUGCUUGUGUAGUUGGAGUUUUUAUAGGGUCUGGUUUUUUCCUCUCUCCAAGUUUAGUCGCAGCCCAAACUGUGAACAUGGGAAUGGCACUGCUUGCCUGGGUGAUAGCAGGUUCAAUAUGCCUUUUUGCUAGUCUGUGCUGUUGCGAGCUAGCAGUUAUAUUCAGAAAUUCAGGAGGUUUGUUCUUCUUUAUCAAAAAAACGUACGGAGACAUUCCAGCGUUUCUCGUCAAUUGGACACAAGUUCUCAUAAUAAUACCUUGCGCUCUGGCUGUACUGUCAAUAACGGUUGCAGAACAUAUCAUAGAGCCUCUGUGCGCCCUUGAUAGUCAGCUGGGUGUCUGGUUGGUAAAGGCUGUUGCCAUAGUUUGCAUUUUGGUAGCAUUCCUGAUUAACUGUAUGACUGCAGAAUUUGUUGGAAGAGCCCAGAUCUAUUUGACUAUAUUUCAAGUAGCAGUAAUCGUGGUCUUGGUGGUGAUAGGCGGAUGGAGAGUAGCUAACGGUCAUGUGGAAAAUUAUUCUCGCAUGUUCUCAGAUACAGGACAGCAGAACCCAACCAAGUUUUUUCUUGCGUUAUACAAUGCACUGUGGUCCUUCGAAGGUUGGGGAACAUUUUUCAACAUGGCUGAGGAACAGAAAAAUUUGGAAAAGGAUUUGAAGCUAUCGCUUCUUACGGGAAUUCCAUUUAUGACAAUUUGCUAUAUUAUAUUAAACUUAGCCUUUAUGUCUACCUUAUCACAUAGUGAUAUUGCAAGUUCCCGGACACUUGUAAGCAAGUUUGUCAGCGUCGCAAUAGGAGAAAAGGGGGGCUUUGUAACUCCUAUCUUUGUAGCUUUGUCGGUGUUUGGAUCGUUUAAUGCUUUCUUGUUUACGUCAGCUAGAGCACUCAUGUCGGCCUCCAGAGAAGGACACUUUCCAGAGCCAUUAUCUUACAUCCAUCUCAAACGAAGAACCCCAAUACCAGCUUUACUGGCCCUCCUUUUAUUUGCUCUUACAUGGACCCUGUUACUCGGAAGUCAAAUCCAAGCACUUAUUACGUAUUUCACGUUUGCAGUUUGGUUUAUAUACGGUUUGGCCAUUUUCGCAGUGAUUGUUCUGCGUGUGAGAUUUCCAGAUACUCCUCGCCCUUACAAAACAUGGCUUGUGAAUCCAAUCAUAAUGUCUCUGGUAGCUUGCUGUCUGAUACUUAUGCAAUUAUACAACAGAUUCAUAGACAGUGUCAUUGCAGGUGGCGUUAUACUGGCUGGUAUGCCCAUGUAUGUUCUCUUUGUAUCGAAUCAGUACAAGAUGCCACUCUGCUUGAUGAAAGAAAGAGCAUACACCUUUGUUGCUGUUCAGUUCAAUUUAGUACCUUGCGUAUCUAGCGAGGACGACAUCGAUUAACAAAAACUUUUGCCAAUUGACAAAAGCUCAAACCGAAAGAUCUAGUGAUGGAUUUUUUUUAAUUUCGAUAUUUUGCGAUUGAUUUCUUUAGAUUUCAAUCCUUUGUUGAUUUCUUCAAAGUUUGCUUAUUUCUAAAAUGUUAAGUUAGUCAAAAUUUUCGUUUUGAGAGCAAGCAUAUGCUUUUAAAAAAGAACUACUUAUUUGAAAAGAACUAUUUGAAGAGAUAAAACCCACUACUUUUAAAUUUUUUUGUAUUCAUGCAUUGGAAAACUUUAUAGCGCUUUUAGAAGGCCGUCUGCUGAAUUUGAAAGUAGCGCCGUACAGUAUAUGUUAAGUUACAAAUAUAAUGCACCAGUUAAUCUUAUGGCCUCAUUUCGAAAAAUUCUUUAAAUUCUUCUUUUCAAAAGGUUUGACCUCAUUUUUGGCUUGAGAUCAAGGUUUUAGUCUACUUUGAAAUUUCCAUUAUGGUAUUGCUCACGAUGUUGAUUUUAUGACGACAUAAAGAUACAAAUUUUAUAAGGGAUUUGACCGUAAUUGGCAACUAGGGGGUGAAGUUUCCCCGGAAUGAUUCUACUUUUUAAACAUUCUUUCGAUACAUUAUAUUUUUUUUAUAAAGAGAUACUUUUGACAACAACAUCUGUUCGAUAAAUUUUGUUUGCAUUAUGGGGAUAUAUUUGGGUAAAAAAUAGGAGUUUGCAAGUUCAACAAAUUUGGAGUUUUUCUAUGCCUAUUCCUGGUUCUACUAGAUCCUCAGGAAGUUCUACUUGUUCAAGAAAUAAUCUAUAAUGCUUUUGAACCUAUUAACAAUAAAUAAACCUGUUUCCAAUACAAUGAAUUAAGCAGGAAAGCCAAAUUUCCCUUAUCGCUCUUUGCACAUUGUUCAAUUGAAAAUUUACUUAUUCUUCUGGCUUUCGAAAAAGUUAUUGCCUUACUGAGAAAAUGGUAGAAAUAUUAGUAAAAAUUGGAUAGUUAGUAUCCUAACUGCUGCGACAAUCUAUUUUUGGCCAAAGGUGAUUGUAUAAAACUGUUUGUGCAAAGAGCGAUCUAGCUUUUAUUAGAAUGAAUGCAUCAAUGUUUUUCAAAAUUUGUUCAAUGUCCCGAAUAAUUGUACUUGAACAAAGGAGCAUUAUCUCUGAUUUUAUGUUCUGUAUCGCAGAUAUUACACAAAAUAAUUCACGUUUCGUAAGAACACAACACCAUAUUCAGCAUGGUAAUAUUACG